AUGUCUGGAGAGAAGAAAGAAGGAGCUCCGAGUUCAUAUUUUAUAGGAAAGAAGGAGGACCUUAUUCAGGCUAAACGUAUCACCACCACAAUAGAUGGAAGAGAUAUACUUGUUGUCUUCCAUCAAGGCAUCUUCUAUGCCAUGGACCAAUAUUGUUACCAUGCUGGUGGACCACUAGUAAACGGAGAUAUUGAGGAAUUCAACAACAAGCUGUGCAUCGUUUGUCCAAAACAUAAGUACAAGAUCAGUAUAGCAGAAGGUGAAGGCAUAUACAAGGCCACCAAUCCACGUGAGAAAGUGCCCACAGCCAGAUGGUACUCCAAAGGGAUAAAGCAGAGAGUCCACAAGGUAUCUGAGGUGAAUGGAGACAUCUUUGUGACUUUAUCUGAAGUCCCUGGGUGGAUCGAGUCAGACUAUUAUCAGACAGAAAAAGGAAAAGAAGAGAUGAAGAAAAAUUUAGAGGAGCCAGAUGUUUUGGACGAUCCAGACUGUUGA
Messenger RNA from Chanos chanos (milkfish), 495 nucleotides. RefSeq names its product Rieske (Fe-S) domain containing (gene rfesd). NCBI's taxonomy places the organism in Eukaryota, Metazoa, Chordata, Actinopteri, Gonorynchiformes, Chanidae. The record is from RefSeq and is a predicted model, not a curated record. Bases 1 to 495 code for a protein of 164 amino acids. Gene Ontology annotation, molecular function: 2 iron, 2 sulfur cluster binding. The transcript is spliced from 3 exons.